Linum trigynum is the source of this 1350-nucleotide messenger RNA. Lineage: Eukaryota; Viridiplantae; Streptophyta; Magnoliopsida; Malpighiales; Linaceae. The record is from the annotation of a GenBank genome assembly.
AUGACUGAGCCCUCUAAGGUUAUCCAUGUCCGCAAUGUCGGGCAUGAAAUUUCCGAGAAUGACCUGCUCCAGUUAUUCCAGCCAUUUGGGGUUAUAACAAAACUUGUUAUGCUUCGUGCUAAAAAUCAGGCUCUCCUUCAAAUGCAAGAUGUUAAUUCAGCGAUAAGUGCCCUGCAAUUUUAUACAAAUGUUCAGCCAACCAUAAGAGGUAGGAAUGUCUAUGUCCAGUUCUCGUCACAUCAAGAGCUAACUACAAUGGAUCAAAGUACUCAAGGACGAGGAGAUGAGCAGCCAAAUCGAAUUUUGUUAGUGACAAUCCAUCACAUGUUAUAUCCUAUUACAGUGGAUGUGCUGCAUCAAGUUUUUUCUCCUUAUGGAUUUGUGGAAAAGAUUGUGACUUUUCAGAAGUCAGCUGGUUUCCAAGCCCUUAUUCAAUACCAAGUACGCCAGAGUGCAGUAUCUGCUCGGACUUCUCUUCAGGGCCGCAAUAUAUAUGACGGCUGUUGUCAGCUUGACAUUCAAUUCUCAAAUUUGGACGAGCUGCAAGUGAACUACAAUAAUGAUCGUUCGAGGGAUUUUACCAACCCAAAUCUACCUUCAGAACAGAAAGGGAGAUCCUCUCAAUCUGGAUAUGGAGAUAUGGGGGGCAUGUAUGACCAUCAAUCCUCUGUUGCCGGUGCAGUUCCAUAUCCUCAGAUGGGGAAUGCUGCUGCAAUUGCUGCUGCCUUUGGUGGAGGAUUGCCUCCUGGCAUUAGCGGAACAAAUGACCGAUGUACUGUACUUGUAUCCAAUUUAAACCCUGAUAGAGUAGAUGAAGACAAGCUUUUCAACCUCUUCUCUCUGUAUGGAAACAUUGUCCGAAUCAAACUUCUCCGUAACAAACCUGACCAUGCACUUGUUCAGAUGGGAGAUGGUUUCCAAGCUGAGCUGGCAGUCCAUUUCUUAAAGGGUGCAAUGCUAUUUGGAAAGCGCCUGGAAGUCAACUUCUCGAAGCACCCUAACAUAACUCAGGGUGCUGACACUCAUGAGUACAUAAAUUCAAAUCUCAACCGCUUCAACCGCAAUGCUGCAAAGAACUACCGGUACUGUUGCUCUCCGACAAAGAUUCUGCACAUAUCUUCCCUGCCUCAGGACAUCGGUGAGGAUGAGAUUGUGAGGCACCUGGAGGAACAUGGCCCAAUCAUCAACACUAAGCUAUUUGAGAUGAAUGGAAAGAAGCAGGCCCAUGUCCAGUUUGAGACAGAGGAGGAAGCCACAGAGGCCCUAGUCUGCAAGCAUGCCACCACGCUGGGUGGGUCGAUUAUCAGGAUCUCCUUCUCACAGCUGCAAUCGAUCCGAGAAAGCUCGUGA